This is a messenger RNA of Bacillus rossius redtenbacheri, 1877 nucleotides long. Its product is annotated as damage-control phosphatase ARMT1-like. Bases 286 to 1596 code for a protein of 436 amino acids. Gene Ontology annotation, molecular function: phosphatase activity. NCBI's taxonomy places the organism in Eukaryota, Metazoa, Arthropoda, Insecta, Phasmatodea, Bacillidae. Gene Ontology annotation, cellular component: nucleus. The record is from RefSeq and is a predicted model, not a curated record. Gene Ontology annotation, biological process: DNA damage response. The transcript has 6 exons.
UGUUUCAGUAGCAGUACAGAAAGUGGCCUUUCUAUCCCCUCCCUUUUUCUAUGGUCUUGUUUUUGUUUUAAUGAAAAUAAUGUGUUUAUCUUCAUUCACUGUCCUAUUGUGAAUUUCCCAAAUUUGAGUGCUUGUUUCGCGCGUUGUAUUUUGUAUUUUGUUGAUUUUUUUGAAUGCAUAGGAUGGUACAGAGUGCACAAUAAUUAGUAAUUUUUUUUUAAAAUUAUGAUUUCAAUGAAAUGCAAGAUCACAGGAUUGUUAACAGCUCUACGUUAAAAUUUUGAAAUGCUUCCAGGGAAUAAUAAUGUUACGCCAAAACAUGCUCGUAGGUCAGCUAAAUAUGACAAAAGUCUUGCAUACUUUACCAUGAAAGAUGGGCUUCCCGUGAUUUUAACAAGAAUUGUUGAUUACCUGGUGAGGUGUAAAGAAGAAAUAAUACAGCAGUAUGGUGAGAAAGCGAGAGAAGAAAUAAAAACUGUAAUUGGCCGGUUGUCGGAAUUGAAAAAUGAGAUUCAAACCAAUAAGCUGAUUGUGCCCUUGAUGUGUGAGGCUGAAGAUGCUGACCAGUGGAAUGCGUUCCUCGGUGAUCAGGAAAACAGAGAUGGGGAGGUGCGGUGGUUUACCACUGUAUCCCUGCAUGCAGAAUGCUACAUGUACCGACGAGUAAAGCAGAGUUUCGAACUGACUGGUUCCCUGCGGAAGUUUGACCCGUUCUUUGCGGGUAAGGAAACAUCGUUCAUGAGCUCCCUGGAGGCUUGCGUGAAGAUUGCGGAGAAGCAGUUUCAGCUGCUGAGAAGAGAUGACGUACCACAGGACGAAAUCAAGCAGCAGUUCAUGGAACUUAUCAAGCUGAGCUUAUACAGCAACAAGUUUGACAUGGCCAUGACGCUAGGGAUAAGUAAAGGAGCCACAAACGAAGAGGCAUUAGAUUAUGCAGGCCGAUUCCUGGACUACUUGUCAGAUGACUCUGAAGACAUUUGGGAAUAUCUUUCACAAUCUGAAGACAUCCAGGUGAUAGAUGUGGUGUUAGACAAUGCUGGUUUUGAACUAUUUGUUGACUUAUGCUUGGCUGAUUUCCUCUACACAUGCAUUGGAGCGAAGAGAGUUCGUCUGCACGCAAAAGCCAUGCCUUGGUUCGUGUCUAACGCCACACUUCGCGACGUGAACUGGCUCAUAGAGACGCUGUCUCGUGUUGGCGCCUACUCUCCCGGCUUGCCGGAGCUUGGCAAGCGAUGGCGGAAGUACUUCGACUGCGGAGUGUGGAUUCUCGAAACCAGCAGCUUUUGGACUUUGCCAUAUGAUUUCUCUGAAAUGGAGCGAGUUGACGGCGACUUGUACCAGUCGCUGACAGACAGUUUUUUGAUAAUUUUCAAAGGUGACAUAAAUUACAGAAAGCUCUUGGGCGAUAUAAACUGGCCAUUCACCACGAGUUUCCACAGUGCACUUAGAGGCUUCAGUCCUGCUCAUAUUGCUGUGUUGCGUAUUGUGAAAUCUGAUGUUUUGUGCGGGCUGACGGCUGAUCAAGAAGAAACGGUUCUGACCAAAGGCCCGCGUUGGUACACACAUGGGCAGUAUGCUGCGAUUCAGUACGACUGAUUUUAAAAUUUGACAUAAGAUUUCAGAAGCCCGAUUACCACUUCCAGCAUGAUUUAUUGUGUGUGUGGUUUUCAGUUUUACUUCAAAGUUCGUACCAAUUUCCAGUGUAACAUUUUUUAUCCAUGCCUUCGGAAUGUGCAGUGAAAAUUUGAUUGUAAUAGUUGGAAAUGAAACUCAAUGUGAUUAUUUUGAAUUUUGUGUUGAAUUUUCUUGCUGAUAUAUGUUGAGCUUAAGCUGAAAAUGAAAUUAAGAGUAAAAUAAAUUUUAUUUAUUAACUGUUA